AAAAAAGCGUGUUUCUCGUGUGGACAGCGAUCUCGGUCCUAUCUGCAAACUACGGGAUUCAUAUAAAUAUCUGCAAGACACCUUAUGUCCAAUACGUUACUCCCUGAACUUGCACCUGACACAGAAGGCGACCAUCUGGAUAUGGCUCCUCUCUCAACAUCGCAAGCAGUAGCUGUUUACUGUGCAGCAUCUCUAGGAAAGCGUCCAGCCUUUCAACUCGCUGCUUUGUCUCUAGGACAUGCCCUCGCAGCGGCGAAGCGGCCAUUGGUCUACGGUGGUGGUAAUAGCGGUAUCAUGGGCAUCAUAUCAGGCGCCGUCAUGGAGUCUGAGGAAGGUCAAGUGACUGGCAUCAUCCCAUAUGCCAUAUUCGCCGCUGGCGGAGAGAAAGACAAGGGCAAUGGAGUUCCUACUACGUCUACUGUAUCUGCCGUACUCGAUGAGUCACGGCG
Serpula lacrymans var. lacrymans S7.9 is the source of this 449-nucleotide messenger RNA. RefSeq lists its product as uncharacterized. Gene Ontology annotation, molecular function: hydrolase activity, hydrolyzing N-glycosyl compounds. The annotation marks the transcript as partial. NCBI's taxonomy places the organism in Eukaryota, Fungi, Basidiomycota, Agaricomycetes, Boletales, Serpulaceae. The transcript has 3 exons. Gene Ontology annotation, biological process: cytokinin biosynthetic process. Gene Ontology annotation, cellular component: cytosol. The record is from RefSeq and is a predicted model, not a curated record.